Molecule: messenger RNA, 2985 nt
Organism: Strongylocentrotus purpuratus (purple sea urchin)
Lineage: Eukaryota; Metazoa; Echinodermata; Echinoidea; Camarodonta; Strongylocentrotidae
Exons: 12
Coding region: 10-2397 (795 amino acids)
Biological process (GO): signal transduction
Source: RefSeq, a predicted model, not a curated record
UCGGCAAGCAUGGCAGCUGGAGACGGUCUGAUUGUAGAGAAUUCCAUCAAGGUGCUCACCCAGAAUGGAGUUUGUCAGAUUGACCUUUGCCUCGGUGACAUCACAAAGCUGAAGAAGGAAGAUGGUGUUGAUGUCCUUGUGGUGUCGGCUUUCAGAGGUAGUUAUGUUGAAUCCAGAACGUCUGUGAUCGGGGCGCUCAGCCGUGGCCUUAACGUCUCUGUAGCCACCCUAGCCCAGGACAAGGAAGAAGACCUACGUUCCCUGUACUCUUGCUGGUGGUCCAAGCCUCUACCAGACCAUCUAGCCUUCAGGAGGGUGCUGUGCUUUGAGACCAGAGGAAAACGUUAUGAUGGCCGCCCUCAGGAGCUGGUCGCAAACGUAUUUCGCUGCUUGGUAUCUAUACUGAAGAAUGAGGAUGGUUCUGUCAUCAGUCCACUUCUCAAUACUGGAGAUCAGGGUUAUGGUGAAGCUAGCAUGUUGAAAGGCAUGGUUCAAGGGGCAGUGGGCUGGAUGAAAGCUGGGCUUCCUCUCCGGGUUUUGAAGCUGGUCCUCUAUUGCAAGGUACAGGAUGGGAAACUGCAGAAGCACUCCCUCAGAUGCUUUGAUACUGUCAUAGCGACUUUCAACGAACUCAAGGAGCGCUUUGAGAUGCAGCUACUUCUACCAAAGGAGAUUCCUCUGGAGUUUGACAUCUACCUGUCAUUCAGUGAGGAGGAUGGAGCGGUUGCCAAGGAGAUCAGGGAGAAGCUGACGGGAGCUAAGGAUGGCAUCCGUAUCUAUGACGGCUCCCAGCAGACCUUGGAUAAGGACAGCGUCUUCCAGCAGGACAUGUACUCUGUCAUGAUGAAGAGUGCCAGGGUUGUCACAGUAUUGACUCCCAACUAUCUUCAGAACAAGGCAUGUGUCGACCAAUACAACAUCGCCCUCUGUUGUAACCGCAGGGCUAACCGUGAUGUGCUGGCUCCAGUCUACGUGCACUCAGUAGAUAUCAUGCCUACGUACAUGGGACUUGUGCAGUACGUGGAUUGCAGGCCUGCUGAUCAGUCUAAGAUCCAGGAAGCAUGCUCGCAGGUGGGCGUUUCCCUCUCUGUCAAACUCCACAAGGAGCUGGCGGUGGCACAUUUUGAUCCGCUCUAUUACGAUAUCUUCCUCUCGUACUCCCACUGUGACAGCGACAAGGCUAAUCGGUUCGUGGAGACCUUCAAGAGCCUCGCCCCUGAGCUGAAGAUCUUCUUUGAUGUACAAGAGUUAAAGACUGGCAAAUCCUGGCAGCGUACCCUCUAUCACUCUAUCGAUGGCUCUCAGUGUAUGCUGGCUCUCAUAUCCACCCCGUACCUCAAGUCAGCUGUCUGCCAGGAAGAGUUUGCUUUGGCUCAGGCCAAGCACUUUUCAAAAGGCAAACAGCACCUACAGCUGAUCCCCAUUUGUCUCGAAAAUCUGGACACCAUCCAACCUGAGUUCACUCACAUCCCGAUGGUCAAGGGAACACCUGAUGUCUUUGAAGAUGUCGUCAAGGUCAUUUGUCCAGCAGUCACUCAGUGGAUCAAGGAAGAGGAGCUGGAUGUAGGCAAGAAUCUUGCUGCUAUCUUUGACAAAGACAAGAUUCCUACUAUAUCACCUGAUGAUGAGAUGGAAGCACUUAGAGCAGCUCGGUUUCAGAAGAACUUUGGCACAAGUGACUCCCUCCUGAAAGAAUCUACCUCAUUUCCACCACCCCUCACGGACAUCCUCCCACACACCUAUGCCCACCCUCCUGAGCAUCUCAUCUUCAGCUUUCACAGCGAGGAUGAGAAGUAUGUUGACUUCAUAGGGCGAGUCCUCAAGCAGGCAGCGCCGGGUUUGCAAUUCAGCGCGGUGCCAAGUAACGUCCAGGAGAAGCUGGAAGAUUUGGAGAAGGCCAACUGCAUCGUACCCAUCCUGUCCCCUCACUACCUGGAGAGCCCGGAAUGUGCGCAGGAGUUCCACGUCGCCAUCGGGAGGCAGAGGAUCGCCAACCCCGACGUGCCGCUGAUGCUCCCGAUCCGAGUCCUUGAGAUUCCUGAGAAACCCACCUACUUCCAUCUAGUGGGUUGUGAUGUCAGCGUGACCGAUGCGAUGUGGCCCAAUCUAGCUGCUACCCUUGGUGACAGAGUGCAUGAUGCGAUGAAGAAGGUUUCUGGAGGGACUGAUCGACAGGCGCUACCCCAUGCUGUCUGUAUCCCUCUUGUGAUGGCUGCUUACAAGAUCUUGCAGAGAUUAGCAGCAGACAUUUCAUCAGACUGCGCGGAUUACCCUGCCCAUGCAGCCCUGGUUAACAUGAUGCGACUGAGGGAGCAGGUGAAACAGGUCAACCAACCAGAGUACACAGAUGACAUCACACAGAAACUUGUGGAGCUCACAGUUGGAGACAAGGCUUAGUUGUUCAAGAGCAGAGGUUGGUGAAUUCAGCUGUGGUCAUGGCUUUGUUCUCCGAUCCUGACAAGUUUCAAUUUAAGAGCGUAAAGCACUCUCCCUUAAGGUCAAUGGAUGCACUUGCCUUUUCAAGGUCACUUUGUGUAAGAAAAAAAUUUAAAAAUCAAAGUUUAAAACAGAGUUUAUUAUUUUCAAAAUGUAGAAUGGCAUGUGUUACUUUUUUUUUUGCUUAAGGCUCAGAAAAUCUUCAUUUAGCAAUCUCCUUCAUUACAAUUUUUUGUAUUUCAAACUUUGAGCAGUGCCUUAUUUGUAUAUUGUGAACUUAUAUUCAUCCAAGUUAAUUUUCAGUGAAUAUGUGAAGAUAUUCCUAGUGCAAUUUGAUAUUAGUUUAUAAUCCAUUCCUCUUUCCAUUCCUAACAAUGUAUCAUCUGUUAAGAGCAAGAAGGGCUUAAAGGGAUAGUUGAGUUCUGUUUUCAUACCGCAAAUGCCUUCAAAGUGCAUGGUUAUUGCUCUUAUUCUUAUCUAUGACAUAUCUAGUGCCCUUUUAGGACCUAAAAUUGCUAUAAAGGUAAUUUUAGACCCCAAAAUGUGUGA